AUGUUGGCAUCUGUUCAACUGUGGAAAUACGUGGUCCUGUUCCUCUUAAUUGGUAUAGUAGCCGCAGUGAUUGUUUAUUUUCUCACUUGUUGGGCUGAAUACUUGGAAAUCGUUGAAAACAAGCAUGUUAUUCGAGAGGAGAUUUACACUUCGGAUGCUCCUGUAUGCCUGGGACUAUCUGUAAGAAGAUUUGGUAAGCCACCUUCAAAAAUAAUUGAGACCACAGCUCGACUGGUGAUGAUCAUCUCCCUUGUCAUGCUCGCCAAGGGUGUGCGACUUGCGUGGAAGAUCUGGCAUGUGAGCAAGUCGACUGUGAAUGAAGAGGAGCUCAAGAAUAAUCCAAUAAAAGUACUAUCCGAGACACUGCAAAAAGAUUUCUUAAGUAGCAUAGCCGACUCAGGACUGGCGUUCUAG
Molecule: messenger RNA, 414 nt
Organism: Cylicocyclus nassatus
Lineage: Eukaryota; Metazoa; Nematoda; Chromadorea; Rhabditida; Strongylidae
Source: the annotation of a GenBank genome assembly